Impatiens glandulifera is the source of this 741-nucleotide messenger RNA. RefSeq names its product late embryogenesis abundant protein 1-like. Bases 1 to 741 code for a protein of 246 amino acids. The transcript is spliced from 2 exons. The record is from RefSeq and is a predicted model, not a curated record. Lineage: Eukaryota; Viridiplantae; Streptophyta; Magnoliopsida; Ericales; Balsaminaceae.
AUGGCUUCUUUACCCAUACUGAUGAAAUCCGCCUUGUUCAACUUCUCCAAGGUUUCUUCUUCUUCCGGUCCUAAUAUGGUACUCCUCAACCGCAAAGUUUUGCUUGUUAAUCAGGGGGCUAGACGUGAAUCGGAUACAAGCAGCAGCAGCAGCAGUAGCGACGAUGAUGUGGAAGAUAUUGUGCAGAAAGCGAAAGAGAGUGGCAGCGAUAUGAAAGAUUGGGCUAAAGAGAAAACAGAGGAAGGGAAAUAUAAGGCCAAGAGUGCAGCAGAGGCGGCCUCUGAACGUACCAAAGAGGGCGUCGGGAAGGCAAGUGACAAGGCCGAGGAUGCGAAGGAGAAGGCUAAGAGUGCAAUGGAAAAUGCGGCCCAGCAGACGAAAGAAACUGCGAAUAAGGCUUCGGAGAAGGCAGGGGAAGUGAAGAACAAGGCUGGGGAGAAGGUAGAGGAUGUGAAGGAGAAGGCAGGGGAUGUGAAGGACAAGGCAGGGGAGAAGGUAGAGGAUAUGAAGGAGAAGGCGGGGGAGAUUGUGGAGAAGGCUAAGCAGACUGUGCAAGGGGCGUGGGAGGCGACGAAAGAGACAGGUAACAAGAUUAAGGAGACGGUUAUUGGGAAAGCAGAGGAGGAUAAAAAUGUGGAUGAGCUAAUUGAGGAUCAUAUGGGCGGGGCUGGUAAGGUUUAUAAGGAUGAAGACGUGGUGGUGGAGAAGAGGAGGAAAGAAGGAAGAGGAGACAAUGUUUGA